CCCACUCCAGCACUGUCUUCCUCAAACUUCAGUGGGACAGAGAGCCUGCGAUCCGUGCAGUUAUUAUUCCACACAAUGUGAAGAUCAUGGCUGAAACAAGGUCUGAUUGGGUGGAGAUUGUGGAGCCCCGCUCCAGGGAGCGCAUGUAUGUCAACCUACUGACUGGCGAGUGCGGGUGGGAACCGCCACCCGCCGCCCCUGUCCGCCAGUCGGACGGCAACCAGUGGUGGGAGCUUUUCGACAGUAAUAACAAUCGGUUCUACUACUACAACUGUACGAGCCAACAGACGGUCUGGCACAGACCUCAAGACUGUGACAUAGUGCCACUAGCCCAACUCCAAGCCAUGAAGAGAAGUUCAGAGGCCGAGCUCAGGGCUCAAGGAAGGCUCCAGAGGGGACUCGUAGACGGCAAGCGGACCCCCUUGCCUGGAAUGGUUUCACCCACACAGGAGCUGGAGAGUGGGAGGGAGACACCAUCCUCUGGGGGGAAAGGAGACAGCCUGGAGAAAAGGAGCCAAGGAAAUAGGGAAGCUGCUCAAAGAUGGCAGCCUGCUCCGGGAUCCAAGGCAGCCAUGUUGGUGAAAGUGAACAGCAUUGGUAGAAACCAGCCUCUGGGUUCUGCUAGCACCCACCAUCUCCUCCACCUUAACCCCACCAGCACUUGCACUGGUACAACUUCACCCAAGCCAGGUUAUACUCCCCAACCCGACAGAACCUGUCUACUCAGCAAAAUGUCCGUCCCUGGAGACUCCAAGCAGUACCAUCUCAAAAAGUCAGAUAGUGCCAAUUUCUGUUUGGUUCUGACCACUUCUAGCUCUUCCUCUAACCCUGCCCCCCCACACUCUGGAGCCUGUACACCCUGUCCCUCCUCCCCACAGUACGGAGCCACACCCUCAGCACCCAUCUACGAUGAACCCCCACCCAUGGACCCACCCAUUUACGAUGAACCCCCAGUGGAAAUGGAAGUGGAGGGGUUGCACCACUUAAAGCGAGGUCCCUACCCUACCAAUCACAGCUUAACGCGAGGAACCCAACCUCCUAAACUUCUCCAGUACCCCCUCUCCAAGCACAUGUGCAGCUUUUCUGCUAGUGAGUACAGUCCAGCUGGCCGAGAGUGCAUCAAGCACAUGGUGUAUGUGGAUGUAGCUGCGUCAAAACACCAGUCCUCUAAUUCCAGUGAGGGUGCUUCAAACCCAGCCAGUCCUCAAAUCCAGCCCCAGUCCCCAGUCCCUGCCCAGAUUAAGAAGGAGGUCUCUCUAGAGAAGAAGCAGUCAUGGAAAUUGUUGGAGCCUCGCCACAGCCAUCAAAGCAGCAUGGCCUCCCAAGAGUACCCAGGCCCUGCUGCCGUCACCUACCAGGACUCGGGCUACUCCACUGGGCCGUCCCCGAGCCUGCGAAGAAAGAACCGGUGUCGUGCAGCUCUGGGUGUAGGGUCGGGGCGGCCCGGCUCUGUGGGCAGCAGUGGGGAGUUAAGUGCACUGAACGAGAAGCUGAUGGCAGAAAUGAGGGCAGUGGUGAACCGUUCAAACGUGCUUCAUGGAAGCAAGGCCAGUCUGGACACUGAGAUGGGCUCGGAGGCUUCUGGGAGUACCGCCCGCUCUCCUGUCAGUUCAUUGAAAAUAGGUGCAAGAGGUGGUGGAAUGCUGGGAUCGAGGGAGGAUGUGACAUCAAGUAAUCGUUCACUGUAUAGGUGUGGGGGUAACAACCAUGGUGACGUGGUGCUGUCGCCACUGGUGACAGAUGGCCUGGGAGGCAGGAAGAAGAGGACAUUUGAGAGAGUGGAUUCGAAGGAAAAGAGCAGAACAUCACAGACCAGUUUGUCCUCUCCAGAACCACCCAGGUCAUCAUCACAGACAGGAACACUGGAAUCCAAAACUCAGCAGGAUGUUUCGCCCCAAGACUGUGACCAUGACAGAGUGGGCCGUGGAACCGCCCACAUCACCCAUAAAAACAACAACAACCCCCCUCCCUCCCAUACCAGCACAGGUUCCAUUUACCAGUACCCAUACACCACCCUCUGCAAGCCUCCACCCAAUGCCAGCAUGGAAGAUUGGGCCAGCAAAAACCUCAACCAGCACACGCAAGGCCUGUUCCGCCGACGAGUCUCCAUCGCUAAUAUGCUAUCGUGGAACCGCGGCUCCAUUAAGAAACCCAUGUUGAUCACCAGUGACCGGGCCGUCAAGAAGGAAGCCUGCGAGAUGUUUAAGCUGGUCCAGGCCUACAUGGGAGACAGGCCGGCCAGGCUGGACAAACGGCAUGCGGCCCUUCAGGUGGUGACAAAGUGUUGGGGAAUGCAGGGCUUGAGGGACGAGCUGUACGUGCAGUUGGUGCGGCAGACCACCGAUAACUUGAGUUUGAGGAGUCUGGAGGCCGGUUGGGAGCUGAUGGCCAUCAGCCUAGCGUUCUUCUCACCCUCGCCCAAAUUUAGAUGCUACUUGGAAGGCUACAUACAGAGACAUCUUGAACCUAAUAACGAUAAAAAGAUACUUCAGCAUAUCAUGGAACAACAGGACAUAAAAAACAAGAAGAAUUCAAAGUCCAGGAAGAAGAGGAAACAGAACAAUGAGGAAGAGGAGGAGCAGGGUCUUCCCAUCAGCACUUACGCUAAGUAUUGCUACCGUAAGCUGCAGAAAGUGGCCAUUACUGGGGGCAAAAAGGGUCUGAGAAAUCCCACUCUGGAGGAGAUUGAUCAUGGACGGAAUGUCAUUGUGACGCCGUCUCUGUUCGGCAGCGCUCUGGAGGAGAUCAUGGAGAGACAGAGUGAGCUUUUCCCAGAGAGAAAACUGCCCUGGGUGCAAGUGGAGCUCUCGCAAUACGUACUGGCCCUAGAUGGAGCCCAAACAGAGGGCAUUUUCAGAGUACCGGGGGACAUUGAUGAGGUGAAUGCUCUCAAGCUACAGGUGGACCUGUGGAAUAUUCCAGAAAACCUCUCUGAUCCCAACAUCCCAGCAUCUCUGUUGAAGUUGUGGUACAGGGAGCUUGAGGAACCGGUAAUUCCUCAGAGUUUCUAUAAGCAGUGUAUCAGUCACUAUGAAGAUCCUGAUGCUGCCAUCAGUGUGGUUCAGUCGCUGCCAGAGUUCAACAGACUAGUGCUCUGCUAUUUCAUCAACUUUUUACAGGUCUUUGCCCAGCCAGUGAAUGUGAGUAGGACUAAGAUGGAUGUGAAUAAUUUGGCGAUGGUCAUGGCUCCGAACUGCCUCCGCUGUCAGUCAGAUGAUCCUCGAAUCAUAUUUGAAAACACACGGAAAGAGAUGUCCUUCCUCCGUAUACUUAUUGUCCACCUGGACACCAGCUUCAUCAAGGGCUUAAUCUGACUCCUCAGACUUGAAUCCUCUGCUAGAACUGUGGAAUGAAUCAUUCAGGAGAUGAUUCGAAUCAGGGCAUUCUUCUACUAAGAGAAUCAUUCACAUCUUCAAGCAUCACAAUAUUAGUUCCAAUGACUUCUGGAAUACACCUUAAAUCUGGACUUUGCUCAGUGUGUGAUCAUCCUAAAUGUAAUCUUCAUUAAAAACAAAUGUCUCUCUUUUUGGAGAGUGUAUGAACUGAAUCAAAACACUGAAUUUGAUUCCAUGUUGCAGAGAUCAAAGACAGGCUUUGAAACAAAAACAAAAAUGCAUAACCUUUGUCUUUGGUUUGUCAUUUUUUUUCUGUCUUUUAUAUUAAUUAGAUGGGAAAUACAUCCUAUGGACAAUCAUAAUCUAUUCCUCUCUUUCCCAAUACCAUACAUGCAAUAUGAUCUGCAGUGUAUUUCCUUAAUUUAAUAUGGUAUGAGUGUUCUAAUUAUUUAAU
Molecule: messenger RNA, 3789 nt
Organism: Myxocyprinus asiaticus (Chinese sucker)
Lineage: Eukaryota; Metazoa; Chordata; Actinopteri; Cypriniformes; Catostomidae
Product: rho GTPase-activating protein 39-like
Exons: 10
Coding region: 87-3314 (1075 amino acids)
Biological process (GO): signal transduction
Cellular component (GO): cytoplasm; cytoskeleton
Molecular function (GO): protein binding; GTPase activator activity
Source: RefSeq, a predicted model, not a curated record